Rubroshorea leprosula is the source of this 832-nucleotide messenger RNA. The record is from the annotation of a GenBank genome assembly. Lineage: Eukaryota; Viridiplantae; Streptophyta; Magnoliopsida; Malvales; Dipterocarpaceae.
GGCUUGUUUAUUUAUGGACCGAGGUAAUUGAGUAAAUUCAUGUGUUUAUUAUUAUUUAUUUUUUAAUUUUCAAUUGCAAUGUUUAAUGUUUUUAUCAUAUUAUUAAUUAAAAAAUUAUGUGUUCACCACUUUUACAAGACGAGGGUCAUUUGAGAAGGUCAAGUUCUGCAAAGGCUAAUCGAGCAAAAGGACCAAGGGUGACGCAUACUAGUGGUUCAAUGGACGUUAAUGUUUAUAGAAAGAAAAUACAACAAGCAACCCCCGAGGGUCGUCUACCAACAUUUCCUGAGGUCUACACCAGUAGAAGGCAGCACAAAGGAAAAGGAAAAGACCAACUGCCUAUAUAUUGUAAUGAUGAGGCUCAAGAAAUUGGAAUAAAAAAAUUGACACCUGAAUAUGCUGCUAGGCAAGAAGAAGAAGGAUUUGACCCUACAAUAGUUCAUGGUAAGUUAUUACUUAGGGCAACUGGUGGGGUCAAGAAAGGAUGGUUGAAAGGUUUGGAUAUUCACACACAUCCACAGGAUAUAGGUGUGAGCACAUCUAGACGGGAACCAUUCAGGCCACUCAUCAUAGAACAAUCUAAUAAGGUUAUCGAAUUAGAGCAGACUAUUGAAUCAUUGAAGGCAGAUAAUAAUAGCCUUCGACAAUCACAGAUGACCCUUAUGGCAGAUAAUGAGAGCCUGUGGCAGCAACAGAUGACCCUUGUUGCACAGAUGCAGCAACUCUAUCAGCAUUUAGGGAUGACCCCAGCGGAUACUAGUGGGACAGUCACCCCUAGGACACCCCGAGAUAUUUAGGUUUUUUAUAUUUCAAUUAAAUAUUUGUAUUUACU